UACAAACAAACACUGCCGGAUUUGAUUCAUGCCUCUCUUGUUUUUACUAAUGAUCCUUUCUCGUUUACCCCGCCAUUUUUUUUUAGCUCACUAUUGUCUCUGAACUAGAUGACAAUAUAAGCUCCAUUCCCAUUUCAUUUUUAUUCAAUUUCAUGGCAACAGCCACAUCUACUAGUACUACUACUACUACUACUGCAGCUCUCAAAGCUCACCCCCAUCAACAACCACCCACCAAACCCAGACGCCGCAACAACAACUACCCGACCCGGAAGCUCGACCCGCCGACGAUUGUCUCCCCCGAGAACUCCUGGUGCUGUCCUGCCUCAAAACCAAUCCCGACCCAUUCCCGCCGCGGCGGACUACCCAUUGACCCGACCCGCGAGCUCGACCCGGUUGAGGACUACCCAUCUCCGAAUUCUUCGCCGUCGUUCAGGAUCCGGUUCUCUCCGGGGAGCUUAUCCCCAGUCAUGGACUUCACUCCGGCUUUGAGCAACGGUCACAACGAUUCGUAUAACUCGAGCUUCACUCGGUUCAAUAGUAUGCUCAAUGCGGGUCUGCUGAACCCAAUGUCGCCGCCGCCGCGGACCAGCCCGACCCUUUUCGAAAUGAUGGCCAGCGAGCCCGAAAUGGCCAACCCGAAACCCGCCCAGAUCCACCAAAACGGCGUCGCGCCGCCGCCGAGGACUACUCACAUGGGUUUGGUCCAGGACAAGCAGGCGCUGAUGAUGCAGCGGGUUUCGGACCUCUUGGGUUCUCGGAGCCCCGGGAACCAGUUCAAUGACCCGACCAAUAGUGACAUCAAGCUGACGUUGAGCUCCAAGGACGGGUUCAGCGUCUCGAUGAGUCUGCACCGUCCGAUUCUCAUCGCGCACAGCCGGUUCUUCGCCGUGAAGCUCUCGGACAGGUGGGUCAAGCAGCAGAGAACGACGCCGUCUUCGUCGCCACCGUACAAUGUGGAGAUUGCUGACUGUGAUGACGUGGAGGUUUAUAUUGAGGCUUUGAGGUUGAUGUAUUGUAAGGAUCUGAGGAAGAGGCUAAUGAAGGAGGACGUUCCUAAAGUGCUUGGCAUUUUGAAGGUUUCGGCGGCAAUUGGGUUUGAUGCUGGUGUUUUAUCUUGUUUGGAGUACUUGGAGGCGGCGCCGUGGGCUGAGGAAGAAGAGGAGAAGGUGGCAUCGCUGUUGUCGGAGCUGCGGCUUGAAGGUGUUGGAGCCGGGGAAGUGUUGAAGAGGGUGUCGCUGGAAGUGGCUAAUGGGACUGAGGAGGGUAAUGACAAUGAAGAAGUUUUAGUAAAGCUUCUGCAUGUGGUUCUUGAAGGAAAAGAUGAGAAGGCAAGGCGCGAGAUGAAAGGAUUGGUGACUAAGAUGCUUCGUGAGAAUUCGUCUCAUAAUGAACUCCGGAAAGAGUCCUUGUACUCGGCUUGUGAUGGGUGUUUGCAAUUGCUUUGCCACCAUUUUUCUCGGGCAGCAGAGGCAGACUUGAAGGAUGUGGGACAGAUUGCAAGGCAAGCGGAUAAUUUGCAUUGGAUUUUGGAUAUUUUGAUUGACAGACAAAUGGCUGAGGAUUUCUUGAAAACAUGGGCAUCUCAAACUGAGUUGUCUGAAUCGCAUUCUAAAGUGGCUGCAGUUCAUAGAUAUGAGGUUAGCAGAGUUACAGCUCGACUCUUUGUUGGGAUUGGAAAGGGUCAGCUGUUGGCUUCCAAGGACGUGAGGUUCUUGCUUUUGCGUACAUGGUUGGUGCCAUUUUAUGAUGAUUUUGGAUGGAUGAGGAGGGCAUCAAAAGGCCUUGAUAGGCACUUAAUUGAGGAUGGUCUGAGCAACACAAUUCUUACCCUGCCUUUAGCAUGGCAACAAGAAAUUUUGCUGGCUUGGUUUAAUCGGUUCUUGAACUCUGGUGAAGAUUGCCCAAAUAUACAAAGAGGAUUUGAAGUUUGGUGGAGGCGGUCCUUUUGGAGGCGGAAUGGGGAGCAGGAAAGACCACGGCCAUUACGAGUUACAGCUGCAACCAUUGAGAAGCAAUAGAAGUUAAUAGUAUCCACAGUGUGGGAAAUGAUGCACUAAAGGCUCUAGAGAAAGUUUGGGAUUUUUGACUGAGAUUUGAAAUCAGUUCCCGGUAAAGGUGUAUGAAAGUAAGGUUCUGCUACUUCCACUGUUGGUAUGUCAAGGUCCGAGAACCUGCCGGUUCUUACAGGAUUGUUGUAACAUGUCUCAGGUCAAGUUGACAGAGAACACUACUAUUGGUAUCUCAGCCCAAUUCUUUCUGUAACCGAGCCUUCAAGGCUGUUGUCUAUACUUUUGAUUCCAGAGCAUCUUAUACUGUGUUGAAGAGGAUGAUUUUGUAUGUUUUUUUUUCACUGCCUGCUGGUGUUUGAUGUUGGAAUGUAAUUAAAAUUUUCUUUUUAACAAUUUAGCUGUUGUAAGGAACAACUUGAUUGUGAGUUUUCUGUGGAGUUAAUAUACCGUGAUUCUA
This is a messenger RNA of Rosa rugosa (rugosa rose), 2466 nucleotides long. RefSeq names its product BTB/POZ domain-containing protein At1g63850. The record is from RefSeq and is a predicted model, not a curated record. NCBI's taxonomy places the organism in Eukaryota, Viridiplantae, Streptophyta, Magnoliopsida, Rosales, Rosaceae. The transcript is spliced from 3 exons. Gene Ontology annotation, molecular function: protein binding. The coding region runs from base 153 to 2018 and encodes 621 amino acids.